CACCUUCAUAUCAGUUUACUUAUCAGAUUUACAAAUAUCGAACCAUCCACACACACAUCCUUAUCGAUCAGCAGAAAAAACGUGAAAUCAAUCAUGGCCAACGUUCCAUCAUCAGAUAGCUAUCUCAAUAUCUUCAGUACCCUUCCUGCCGGCAAAAAGCUCAAGCCAUUCUCUCGUCAAGAAGUAGGCCAGCAUGCGAAAGAAGGUGAUUUAUGGUGUAUAGUCGACACCGCGGUCUAUGAUCUUUCUUCAUUCGUCGAUAUGCACCCAGGUGGUGCAUCAGUUCUGCUAGAUAAAAAUGUGGCUGGGAAGGAUGCCACUGAGGCUUUCUUUGGUCUUCACCGUUCUGAAGUGUUGAAGAAAUACGGCCGCUACCUGAUCGGAAACAUUCAAGGCGAGCAGCCGAAGUAUAUGCUGCAAAAGGACGGCGAGCUCUCCUUGGUACCUCACUCUGAGCCAGGCUGGCUUUCUAAAGGGUACUCGUCGCCAUACUAUAACGAAGGACAUCGCAAGUUUCAGAAGGCCAUGCGUCUCUUUUUCGAUCAACACGUUACUCCUCAGGCUCGUGAACAUGAAUUGACAGGCAAGAAAAUCACCCAAGAAUUAGUAGAUCUGAUGGGUACAACCCAUGUCAACGCCAUGAGAUUGGGCCCAGGUAAACACUUACACGGCUUGACAUUACCGUCGGGGCUUAAAGGGGAAGACUACGAUUAUUUUCAUGAACUUAUCCUCACUCAAGAGAUGGGGCGAACCGGAGCCCGUGGUUUCUCAGACGGGAUGUUAGGUGGAAUGGUCAUUGGUCUCCCGCCGGUGUUGAACUUUGGCUCGCCUGAAUUAAAGAGCAAGAUCAUUCCUGAAGUUUUAUCCGGCAAAAAAUACAUUGCUUUGGCUAUCUCAGAGGCCUUUGCCGGAAGUGAUGUUGCCGGAUUGCGAUGUACCGCGGUUAAGACGCCCGAUGGAAAGCACUACAUUGUCAAUGGCACUAAGAAAUGGAUCACCAACGGCACCUUUGCCGACUACUUUUCCACUGGUGUUAGAACUGACAAAGGGCUCAGUAUGUUGCUCAUCGAACGUGGGGAGGGAGUAGAAACAAAGCCGAUCAAGACUAGUUAUUCGCCAGCUGCAGGAACUGCAUAUAUCUCAUUUGACAAUGUUAAGGUUCCAGCAACGAACUUAUUGGGUGUAGAAAACAAGGGAUUACAAGUCAUAUUGUCUAAUUUCAAUCACGAGCGAUGGAUUAUGUGCUGUGGAGUGAUUAGGGCAUCCCGCUUUGUCACUGAGGAAUGCUUGAAGUGGGCUCAUCAACGUAAAGUUUUCGGAAAGCCUUUGAUCAAUCAGCCUGUAAUCAGACAAAAGUUCGCGCAGAUGUUUGCAAAGUGCGAAGCCACUCAGUCCUGGUUAGAACAUGUGACAUAUCAGAUGAACAAGAUGUCCUAUGCCGAACAAGCCGAUCUAUUAGCCGGUCAGAUUGGUCUUUUGAAAGCAUAUUCAACUCGGGUUGCCCAUGAAGUUGCCGACGAAGCAGUCCAGAUCUUUGGAGGCCGAGGAAUUUCGGCUACCGGUAUGGGUCGAUUCGUUGAAAUGUUUCAACGCUCGUACAAAUUUGAUGCCGUCCUUGGUGGCUCCGAAGAGAUCCUCUUCGACCUGGGUGUCCGUCAAGCUAUGCGAAAAAUGCCGAAUGCGGUCUUAUGAGUCAAGAAGCAGUCCUCCUUUAUUUUUUUCGCGUAUAGCGAUGCUCGUGGCUGUUCAAAUUCCUUUUGCGUGUCCUUAACAUUGGCCAAUUAGUUGUGGGAAGGCGAAGAACCGAAAACACAAAUCCUUCAUUUUUUGAAAGUCGUGUAUGAUCAGUCCUUCUUUCUUUUUCGCCUUGUAUGUUAUUUUGUCAUUUUAAGAGUUUGAUGUGUUAUGGUAGUGAGCAGUAUUUGUUACGGUGGAUUUAUUUGUAUCAUCAGUACUAGUUAUCUCGCGUGGCUAUGAUUCUUUUGGGGAUCAGGGAGACUCAAGCAUGUUACAUUUCUUUUUAAAUUUAUCAUACAUGGUGGAAAGACAAUGUAUCACUUCAAGCAGGGAGUUUAAUGUUUAGUCAUCUGACCAUAAUCAAGUAUGUCAAAGUUCAUUUCAACAUCAUUCUUGACUCUCGUGCGUUUCAAUUAUCAAGUGACUCUCAUGUUCAAUGGUC
Messenger RNA from Melampsora larici-populina 98AG31, 2179 nucleotides. RefSeq lists its product as uncharacterized. Bases 94 to 1692 code for a protein of 532 amino acids. NCBI's taxonomy places the organism in Eukaryota, Fungi, Basidiomycota, Pucciniomycetes, Pucciniales, Melampsoraceae. The transcript has 10 exons. Gene Ontology annotation, molecular function: flavin adenine dinucleotide binding; acyl-CoA dehydrogenase activity; heme binding. The record is from RefSeq and is a predicted model, not a curated record.